Molecule: messenger RNA, 1757 nt
Organism: Raphanus sativus (radish)
Lineage: Eukaryota; Viridiplantae; Streptophyta; Magnoliopsida; Brassicales; Brassicaceae
Product: serine/threonine-protein phosphatase 5
Exons: 11
Coding region: 177-959 (260 amino acids)
Cellular component (GO): cytosol; nucleus
Molecular function (GO): protein serine/threonine phosphatase activity; protein binding
Source: RefSeq, a predicted model, not a curated record
GGAAAAAAAAAUAUUUUCCAAAAACCCUUCUUCAAAGCGCAUAAACUCUUUUGUGGCUGCUGGCUACGUCAAAGCUUCUCUUAAACCUGUCUCACACUCUUCCGCUGUCCCCUCCCCCCAUAGUUUGAGCUUUUUUUCAGUCAGUUCGAUAACUAAGACACCUAAAUCGAGAUAACAUGGAGGCUAAGAAUGAGAACUCUGAUGUUUCACGGGCCGAGGAGAUGAAGAAUCAGGCCAAUGAAGCUUUCAAAGGUCACAAAUUCUCCCAGGCUAUUGAUCUGUAUACACAAGCUAUAGAACUCAAUGGCAAUAACGCUGUGUAUUGGGCAAACCGUGCAUUUGCUCACACAAAGCUGGAGGAAUAUGGCAGUGCCAUACAGGAUGCAUCAAAGGCCAUUGAAAUUGAUCCAAAAUACUCCAAGGGCUAUUACAGACGUGGUGCUGCUUAUCUUGCCAUGGGGAAGUUUAAGGAUGCCUUGAAGGAUUUCCAGCAAGUUAAGAGGAUUUCUCCUAAUGACCCUGAUGCGACAAGGAAGCUAAGAGAGUGCGAGAAAGCAGUGAAGAAACUGAAAUUUGAAGAAGCAAUCUCUGUACCCGUAUCUGAAAGGAUCUCCGUGGCUGAGUCCAUUGACUUCCACACAAUUGAGGUUGAACCACAAUAUUCUGGUGCUAGAAUCGAGGGAGAGGAAUUGACUUUGGACUUUGUGAAACAGAUGCUGGAAGAUUUCAAGAACCAAAAAACAUUGCAUAAACGGUAUGCAUAUCAGAUUGUAUUACAGACAAGGAAAAUCUUGCAAGCGCUGCCUUCUCUGGUUGAUAUCAGUGUACCUAAUGGCAAGCAUUUCACGGUCUGCGGUGAUGUUCAUGGUCAGGUAGGCUUUCAUUUCACCCACCCUACUUUACAUAAUUUCUUUCUCUCAAAUGAAUCUGAUAACAUGUACAAUCUUCAGUUCUCUUGACCAUUGACUACUAUACAUGUUUGAAAUUGCAAUAAACCCUGCAAAUACUAACUGUUUUUUGUUAUGGCUCUUUCUAUUUCCUUCUCAUGUUUUGAGUUUCGGCUACCUUUGUGUUGUAUUGAUUCUGCCAAACGAGGAGGAUAAGAGAGUCUUUGCGUGCCCUGCAUGUUUCCACGCCGGUGACGGGGUUAUAUUGAGACGAUUUGCAAUUUGAGACCAAAGAGAGAAGGAAAACUGACAUCCGAAGAAUAAUAAGUGAUCUCUGCUCUCUGAUCCAGAAUUACAAAGAAGGCAGAUGGGAGGUACUUGCAAAAAUAUCAGUUGACUGUAGACUAGCCAGUAGAGUAGGAAGAUGAGGUUUUUCCAUCAAUGCACUAUUCAUAGCUCAACGAGAGCUUCUGAACGAGCAGGGGGAAGAGACCAGCUUCCGGAGUGAUAGAAGAUCGGAAAGCUUGGCAUGUUCUGAGAUCUCUAAUCUUGUGGAGGGUCUGACAUUGAGGAAGUCCGAAGAUUACCAAAAGGCUCCAGUUAUCAUUCCAAAAUCUGCAGGAUCCAGAAGUUGGAAAGAUUGCUCGAGAGCACUUCCCUUUGAACCAAGCUACCCAGAUAGAGCCAGACCUGAAAAACAACAGCCAAAUAAGUUUCAAUGCACAAGCCUUAUUCCAGGUAGAGUAAAGGUGGCACACCAGAAGUUAGAGAUCCCAGCUAUCACUUUAAUGCAUUUGUACUUGUUUUAGCUCCUUGAGUACCAUUUAUCAGCGCUAGUUUACAUCUUCUGAAGCUGCAGCAUUUGGUGAA